UCAUCAUUUUUCUUCUUUGUGCUUUCUGUGUUGUGGUAUAGUCGUCAUCGCAUCGAGCAAAAAUUUGCAAAUCCAAUGUAAUUCUUGAUAACCCGUGAUAAAAUCGGUAUUUUCAACAAAUAUUGUUGAAAAUAGUAUCCAAAAGCGUCUUGGUGUAUAGUACUGUGUCUGCUGGUUGAGCAUGGGUAAUACGGAUACGAAGUUAAAUUUCCGCAAGGCGAUUGUGCAGCUUACCAGCAAAAGUCAGCCGAUCGAUGCAAGUGAUGACGUAUUUUGGGAGCAGUUUUGGAUCGAACACAGUACUUCAGUGCAGGACGUUUUUGCACUGAUUCCAUCCAAUGAGAUACGCAAAGUUAGAGAUGUAAUGCCUGCAAAUUUAGCUACCUUAUGCUAUAAAGCUACGGAAAGGCUGGUUCGAGCUGUGGAUAAUAGUUGUCGAACUCAGGGCGAACAGCAGACUGUGCUGAAUUGUGUACGCCUACUGAAUCGUAUAUUGCCGUACAUCUUUGAGGACGCGCAAUGGAAAGACUUUUUCUGGUCGUCACUUCCUUCAGGGAAUGAAAAGGAUGAUAAUGCGACUCCAUUGGCGCAAAGUUUGCUGAAUGCCAUUUGUGACCUACUGUUCUGUCCGGAUUUUACUGUAGUUGGUUUACGGAAGUCGGGACCGGAAAAAGCAGAGGAAUUGAACUCCAUCGAUAGCUGUGAAUACAUAUGGGAAGCUGGAGUGGGUUUUGCUCAAUCACCUCCUCGCAAUGGCAACAUGGACUCUCGACGGACUGAACUUCUUAAGCUGUUGUUGACUUGCUUCAGUGAAACUAUGUACCGUGUACCGACGAUGAGCGAUGAACCCAACAAAUGGAUAGUUCACUUUACAAGCGCUGAAAAUCGUCAUGCAUUGCCGUUGUUUACGUCUCUUCUGAACACAGUAUGUGCUUAUGAUCCAGUAGGGAUGGGAGUUCCCUAUAACCAUCUGCUAUUCACGGAUACUCUGGAACCGCUGGUCGAAGUUUGCUUACAGAUUUUGAUCGUCACACUAGAUCACGACAUAACGAGCAAUUCACCUACACAAUCGGCAUCAUAUUCACACGAUGAUACAACUAUUGCCGACAACCUAUUCAUCAACUAUUUGUCACGGAUUCACAGAGACGAUGAUUUUCAUUUCAUUUUGAAAGGCGUAACCCGUCUGCUGAAUAAUCCCUUGGUGCAGAGUUAUCUACCCAACUCGACGAAGAGACUGCAUUGUCACCAAGAACUAUUGGUGUUCUUUUGGAAGAUUUGCGACUACAAUAAGAAAUUCUUGUAUUUCGUACUGAAGAGCAGUGAUGUAUUGGACAUUCUGGUACCUAUAUUAUAUCAUCUGAAUGACUCUCGAGCAGAUCAAUCCCGAGUUGGUUUGAUGCAUAUUGGUGUAUUUAUUCUGCUACUACUAUCCGGAGAACGUAACUUUGGAGUCCGGCUCAACAAACCGUACACUGCUACGGUUCCAAUGGACAUUCCCGUGUUUACGGGAACGCAUGCUGACCUGCUCAUUACGGUGUUUCACAAAAUCAUAGCCACAGGUCAUCAACGGUUGCAGCCACUAUUCGACUGUCUACUUACGAUACUGGUGAACGUUUCGCCAUACCUGAAAACGCUCUCGAUGGUAGCCAGCAUAAAACUGCUUCAUCUGUUGGAAGCUUUCAGUACACCUUGGUUCCUGUACUCGGCGCCAUCCAAUCAUCAUUUGGUGUUUUUCUUGUUGGAAAUUUUCAAUAAUAUUAUCCAAUAUCAAUUCGAUGGCAACUCUAAUCUAGUGUAUACCAUCAUACGGAAGAGACAGGUAUUCCACGCGUUGGCCAACCUGCCGACAGAUGCCGCAGGAAUAGCAAGAUGCAUGAGCAACAGAAAAGGUGGAAAGCUUAACAAUUCUAGUCAUGGAUCCCGCGAUGGAGUCCGGAGUCCUCAGAACAAUGAGGUGCUGCCAUCUACUGCUAAUGCCGGCAAUGAAAGCGAGGAAGAAAUCACAGUUAGAACUGGUCAAUUAUCUCUAGAUGACAGACAGCCAUCGGAUGAAGAAGAUAGCCGCAGUGAGAUUGUUGAGGAAUCAAUGGAAGGUUCACGACCAGCUCAACCGGCAGAACCGGGUACUUUGAAAGCAACACUGCUUGAUACUCCAGAUAUCACACAAAUGACAGAGCGUGAAUCCGCUCACCCAACUGGAGAGGCCACUACACCAUCUCCCGUUGAACCCAAUGCUAAGACUCCGGUUGGAGAUACAAAGGGAUCACCUAGCAAGGAACAAUUGUCCCCAAUGAAAAGAUCUGUUGCUCAGCGUGGAAGCAUUCGUGUAACGCCAGGAGCUGGUCAGCGAUCGCAGGCCAAAGUUUGGCAACCGUCACCCGAGUGGGUCCAAUCAUGGCGGUCAAAGCUACCGCUUCAGACCAUCAUGAGAUUGCUACAGGUGCUCGUCCCGCAGGUAGAGAAAAUCUGCAUCGACAAGGGGCUGACCGAUGAGUCUGAAAUUUUGAAAUUCCUCCAACACGGAACACUGGUUGGUCUACUCCCAGUGCCGCAUCCGAUCUUGAUCCGGAAGUAUCAAGCAAACAGCGGUACUACUGCUUGGUUCCGUACUUAUAUGUGGGGUGUUAUUUACCUCAGAAAUGUUGAUCCAGCCAUUUGGUACGACACUGAAGUGAAACUAUUUGAAAUCCAACGCGUUUAAGCAGUGCUGUAAUAGUUUAUACACAAUCAAACAAUAGUAACAUUUUAAUGAUCAUAUAGCUUUGUACACCGAUAUCCGAGUGACAUCCGCAAACAAACCCAGAUAACUAUUUAUAAGAAACAUUCCUUUAAAACUUUACAGAAAUCUUUAUACGAAAGUUAUCUAACAUCUUCACCUCUCGACGUUAUUUCACACAUUCCUUUCUAAAUUUACAACUGCUAUCACAGCCAUAAUCUGCCUUUAAAAUGGAUAAUAAACGCUCCUCAUCUGACAUAUGAUAUUUUCCACAACUUUUAGUUUGACUGCAGUCGAAGUUACAGUGCAAUUCUUAUGUAAAUUAACCUAAUAAAAUCAAAGUUAGUAAGUAACGCAGCAGUAAUCUACACCUAACGCAUUACGAUGGUAAUUGUGCUUAAGAAUGUUCGAAAAAAAAAAUGUACCACGCAAGAUAAACCAUAUAUGGUGUAAUACAGAUUAUUUAUUCACAA
Messenger RNA from Aedes albopictus (Asian tiger mosquito), 3189 nucleotides. RefSeq names its product protein HID1. Gene Ontology annotation, cellular component: Golgi medial cisterna; membrane; Golgi trans cisterna. Bases 182 to 2701 code for a protein of 839 amino acids. The record is from RefSeq and is a predicted model, not a curated record. NCBI's taxonomy places the organism in Eukaryota, Metazoa, Arthropoda, Insecta, Diptera, Culicidae. The transcript is spliced from 6 exons.